Molecule: messenger RNA, 1632 nt
Organism: Cladophialophora yegresii CBS 114405
Lineage: Eukaryota; Fungi; Ascomycota; Eurotiomycetes; Chaetothyriales; Herpotrichiellaceae
Exons: 4
Coding region: 1-1632 (543 amino acids)
Molecular function (GO): NADP binding; N,N-dimethylaniline monooxygenase activity; flavin adenine dinucleotide binding
Source: RefSeq, a predicted model, not a curated record
AUGGGCUCUCAUCAAAUUGAGGAAGUUGAUGUCCUACUCGUGGGAGCAGGCUUCGCCUCCUUCACGCUGCUGAAUCGUCUACGCAAGCUGGACUACAAGGUUCGCAUCUUCGAGAAGGGUGGCGCAGCUGGCGGGAUCUGGUAUUGGAACUGCUAUCCUGGGGCGCGCGUCGACACGGACUCUCCCAUCUACCAACUCUUCGACAAGGAGCUGUGGGAAGACUUCACCUUCAAGGACCGAUAUCCAGGGUGGCAGGAGCUGCGGGAAUACUUCGAGUACGUCCAAAAGAAAUGGAACGUAAAAGAUUAUACGUCCUUCAACAAGCAGGUUGAGAGCGCCGUCUUCGACGAGAGUCGCCAGCAAUGGCUGGUCGAGUGUGCUGACGGCACCGAGAUCUACGCUCGAUGGUUCAUCCCCUGCAUUGGCUUUGCCAGCAAACGGUAUACUCCGCCCUUUGCGGGUCUCGGAAACUUCAAGGGUGACAUCUAUCACUCGGCCGUCUGGCCUCAGCAUGGAGUCAACCUCAAGGGAAAGCGCGUUGCCGAGGUCGGCACCGGAGCCUCCGGCAUCCAGAUCAUUCAAGAGAUUGGCCCCGUGGUGAAGGAGUUGACAGUAUACCUCCGAACGCCCAAUUUGUGUCUGCCCAUGAACCAACGCCAGCUCGACCCCAAGGAGGAAGACGAGAAGAAGAAGAACGGAUGGUACGAGGAGCAGAUGGAAAAAACCCGCCACACCUUUGCCGGCUUCACGUACGACUUCUUGGAGAAGAACACCUUUGACGACACGCCCGAAGAGCGAGAGAAGAUGUACCACAAGCUCAUGGUCGAGGAGGGCGGCUUCAUGUUCUGGCUCGCCACCUACAAGGACAUGCUUUUCGAUCUCAAGGCCAACAAGGAGGCCUACGACUUCUGGCGCAAGCAGGUCUUGAAGCGUCUGACGGACCCUGAAAAGCAACGACUCUUGGCCCCAGAGGUCCCACCACAUCCAUGGGGCACCAAACGGCCGUCACUGGAGCAGAGGUUCUAUGAAGUGGUCGACCAGCCCAACGUCAAGCUCAUCGACGUCAACGAAAACCCGAUCGAGGAAGUCACGGCCACCGGCAUCAGAACCAAGCAGGGUCUCGUUGAGGUGGACGUCAUCAUCCUCGCCACCGGCUUCGAUUCCGUGACGGGUUCGCUGGCUCAACUCAACAUUCAAGGCACCAAAGGCGGCACCGUCGCCGACCACUGGAAAGACGGUACAAAAACGUCAAUGGGUAUCGCCUUGCCCGAGUUCCCCAACAUGUUCUUCCUGUACGGCCCUCAAGCACCGACCGCCUUCAGCUCCGGGCCCAGCUGCACGCAGUUCCAAGCCGAGUGGGUGGAGAAGGUGUUCAAACUGAUCAAGGAAAAGGACAUUACGAGGCUAGAACCCACAAAGGAAAGCGAAGACGACUGGGGGAAGCGGUUGGCCGAGAAGUGGGAUGCCUCGCUGUUCCCCCUGGCAAAGAGCUGGUACCAAGGUGCCAACAUCCCAGGGCGAAAGGUCGAGCCUCUGAACUGGUCCGGUGGCAUGGUCGAAUAUGUCAACACCUUGAAUCGCAGCCUGGAGAAUGACUUUCAGGGAUGGAAAUACUCGACCGCCAAGGCCUGA